Molecule: messenger RNA, 1561 nt
Organism: Brassica rapa (field mustard)
Lineage: Eukaryota; Viridiplantae; Streptophyta; Magnoliopsida; Brassicales; Brassicaceae
Product: B3 domain-containing protein At1g16640
Molecular function (GO): DNA binding
Source: RefSeq, a predicted model, not a curated record
CAGGGACCGGGAGGGUUUCAGCUGGUUGCGCUUGGGUGCCUGUGACAAAUCCAAGGAGCUGCUGACCGUUGAGGAAGGCUUCAAACUGGCGUUUCCAGAAGGCAUAGUUGUUAUCGGUGAGUUUAACGGUAAUGGAGUGAACAAAUCUCAAAGAGGGUGGUUGAUACAAAGCAAUGGCGUCGGCCAUGGCUCUGAUACCAUGCGAAAGGUGAAAGAAAGGUGAAUACAUUGGGAAGCCCUAAUACACGUAGAACACUCUGACUAGUCUGACAGCUGUAGAGAGCUGUAACGAUUGUGGAUAGGGACGGGGCUGCUUUUGCUUUUCGUACACAGCUCCUUCAUCGUUGCUCUUCCUUUGUCAUGUAGCUCUACCGCUGGUGACCGUUGGAGUGUUUGGGUUUGGCAUGUAUUCGUAGUGGGCUUCGACUUACUCAGGCCCAAUGUAUGCUCAUUAAGUGGAGCGGUGUCGUUUGGUUUGACAACAUCAUCAUCAUCAUUAUCAUCGCUCUCUCCGUCUCAUAUUUUUUUUGAGAAACACACAAAAACCAAUAGUACUAUUGACAAAAAAAAUGAUACUGAAUCAGAAAAAAAACAUAUUUGGAACUUUUCGGCACCUAAAGGAGUGAGAUUUAUAUAGUGGAAAACUCUAGGGUUUUCAGUUCUAUUAGCUACAAGAUCAAAACGCUGUCAUUUUAGUCUGUACGGGUUUGAAUGAGGCUACUGGGCUUCCAUCACUAGGCCCAAUAGUAGUAUUAGGAGUUCAUUUAUAUUGUCUGGGUUCGUUUUACGGGACGUCACAAAAGCUGGCAAGUUGUUUGAAUAUGACAUCAUCGUCUCCUUAGCUCAGAAAAAAACAACAAAACAAAAAAAUUUAUCUCCCCGUUUCUGUACACAAGGAUUUAAAGUGUCUCUCUUUACUUUCUCUUAAAUCUCUAGAUUUUGAUCGUAGCUACAUUACUCUUUCCCAUGGCUGCCCCUGAUGAGGACCAACGUUUUAUUAAGCCUUUCAUCUCACAUAAGUCAGCCAAAUCAUUGGCGAUUCCGUUGGCCUUCAACGAAUACUUUCCGGAUCCAUUGCCAAAUACGGUGGAGCUCCUAGACUACUAUGGGAGAUCCUGGACGAUUAGGAUGAAGAAAAGAGGAGAGACUGUGUUUUUAACUGUUGGUUGGGAAAACUUUGUAAAGGAUAACGAGCUUGAAGACGGGAAGAUGAUGGAAUUCAUCUAUGACUGCGACCGGACCUUUUAUGUUGUCAUAUUUGGUCAUGGCGGGGUUAGCGAGCUUAGAGUCUUUCCUCAAGCCGUAGUAGAUGUUGGUGACUAUGCAACCGGUGAAGAAGAGGAAGAGGAAGAGAAGAACAAGAGUAACUGAAACUUGAGUAUGUAUCAUCCACGUAGGUGUGAAGCAAAUGCUGCUUUUUAAAGUUAGUAUAUCAGUUUAUUUAUUUGAGCCUAUGUAACAAGAUGUUUAAUCUAAUGAACACACUUUGUUGUCUGGCUGUAAAUCCUUGUUUAAACGAUUUAGAAAAUGGAUUAAAAGACUCUUGUUUGUUUAUCAUUCA